Messenger RNA from Sardina pilchardus (European sardine), 919 nucleotides. RefSeq names its product pappalysin-1-like. Lineage: Eukaryota; Metazoa; Chordata; Actinopteri; Clupeiformes; Clupeidae. Gene Ontology annotation, molecular function: metalloendopeptidase activity. The record is from RefSeq and is a predicted model, not a curated record. Gene Ontology annotation, biological process: cell surface receptor signaling pathway; proteolysis.
GGGGUCGCUGCACGUCUGUCCUCAGAUGAAGGGGCAGUGCUCUCUACCUCAGAACCUCCACCCCAACAUACGCCUCAGCUGCAGGAAGGGAUAUGGCAUAGGUGCAGAGUGUGACCUCUCCUGCCGAGACCCCAACAACAACAACAACAAUGUGGUGAUCCUGCCUAGCAACAUAACCUCGGACAACAUCCUCAAACACCACUGGCUCAACCCUCCCAAAGUGAAGAGUUUCGUGUGCACCAUGGGUCUGAAGUGGUACCCCCACCCCGAGGUGCUCCACUGUAUUAAAGGAUGUGAGCCGUUCAUGGGCGAUAACUACUGUGACGCCAUCAACAACAGAGCCUUCUGCAACUACGACGGAGGGGACUGCUGCCAAUCCACCGUCAAGACCAAGAAGAAGCCGCUGAUCCGCAAUGCAGAGGUGAGGUGCAGCGGCGGCGACUACUUCAACGGCGUGCGCUGCACAGUCACCUGCUCCAGCGGAUACGUGCUGCAGAUCCAGCGCGACGAUGACAUCAUCAAGAGCCAGGCAGGUCCCUCGGUGACGAUCACGUGUGCGGAUGGGAAGUGGAAUAAGCAGGUGUCGUGUGAGCCGGUGGACUGCGGGUUGCCAGAUAAGUACCACGUGCAUCCUGCCAUCUUCCACUUCCCCCACGGAACCACCUACGGCAAGAAGACCACCUUCCAGUGCAAGGAGCCCGCACAGCUAGUGGGCACCAAUAACACGCUGACGUGCAUGGAGGACGGGCUGUGGUCCUUCCCAGAAGCCCUGUGUGAGCUGCGCUGCCCUGCCCCCCCCGCCGUCCCCCACGCAGUCCUGCAGACCAAACGCUGCAACGACACGGGCCUCAAGGUGGGGUCACUCUGCAAGUACAAGUGCAGGCCGGGCUACCACGUCACCAACAAGCCCAAGAGGUGA